This is a messenger RNA of Habropoda laboriosa, 1637 nucleotides long. It is a transcript of the gene EndoA, whose product is annotated as endophilin-A. The record is from RefSeq and is a predicted model, not a curated record. The coding region runs from base 12 to 1130 and encodes 372 amino acids. Lineage: Eukaryota; Metazoa; Arthropoda; Insecta; Hymenoptera; Apidae. Gene Ontology annotation, biological process: synaptic vesicle uncoating. The transcript is spliced from 11 exons. Gene Ontology annotation, cellular component: presynapse; glutamatergic synapse; cytoplasm. Gene Ontology annotation, molecular function: protein binding.
UGACAGAGAAGAUGGGCGGAGCGGAAGGAACAAAGCUCGACGUCGACUUCAUGGACAUGGAGAGGAAAACGGACGUCACGUACGAGCUGGUGGAGGAGUUACAGAUGAAAACGAAAGAGUUCCUUCAACCAAAUCCAACGGCGAGAGCGAAGAUGGCGGCGGUCAAGGGCAUCAGCAAGCUUAGCGGCCAGGCGAAAGCUUCGACUUAUCCCCAACCGGAAGGUGUUCUUGGGGAUUGCAUGCUUAUUUAUGGCAAGAAAUUGGGCGAGGACAGUAUUUUUGCUCAGGCACUCGUUGAAAUGGGCGAGGCGAUGAAGCAGAUGGCGGAUGUGAAAUAUUCGCUGGACGACAACAUUAAACAAAACUUCUUGGAGCCCCUGCACCAUUUGCAGACUAAAGAUCUGAAGGAAGUGAUGCAUCACCGGAAAAAACUUCAGGGACGAAGGCUGGACUUCGAUUGCAAGCGAAGACGUCAGGCGAAAGACGACGAGAUUCGUCAAGCUGAGGAGAAAUUUGCUGAAAGUCUUCAUCUGGCACAAUUGGGCAUGUUCAAUCUCUUAGAGAACGAUGUAGAACAAGUGGCACAGUUGGCGACAUUCAGUGAAGCUCUUCUGGAGUACCAUCAACAGUGUACUGAGAUUCUGAGAACACUAACAGAGACGCUCUUAGAGAAGAAAGACGAAGCAGCGAACAAGCCAAAGCUGGAGUUCGUGCCGAAGACCUUAGCUGAUUUACACGUUGAUGCAUUACCCACAUCGGAUGCUAUGAACGGUGGGAACUUCUCCCUUCACGGGGCAAGUCGAGCUGGGUCUCCGAUCCAUAUGGACGGGAAGCGCUCGCAGCUCGAGCUAUUUCCAGCCGGAAACCCGCCACAAUCUGCCAAUGGGCAAGAAACAUCUCCUUUGCCAUCUCCGAGCAAAUCGCCAGCCAGGACUCCGAUGGCAAGACAACCUUGCUGCACCGCUUUGUACGAUUUUGAGCCAGAAAAUCCUGGAGAACUCGGCUUUAAAGAGAAUGAUACAAUCACUUUGACCAAGAAAAUCGAUGAGAACUGGUACGAGGGUAUCUUGAACGGUCGCACGGGUUAUUUCCCAGUAACUUACGUGCAAGUCGUAGUGCCAUUACCUUAAGAGGACGCGGUGCGUCUCGAAACCAAAGACCCUGUAUUCGUUCACCAGCGUUUACCAUGAGAAUUAUCUUACGCUCCAAUUAGCCUAAAAAUCUCUCUGUCAAGACUAUUCUCUAUUGAAAUCACUUACGUUACGAUGCCCCAGGCUUGUUCGAAAUGAUGGAUUCCCAAGUUUUACACUAUUUUACUUGUUUCGUUUAUUUCCCUCUUGUCUCCAAGAAUAGCUCUAUACGCAUGUUAAUGUACAUAUAUAAUGUUAUAGUGUCUUUUAUCGACGUAAGGACCUUCGCGCGCGCAGAUAUAUAUAUAACACAGGAGUACACUACGAUUAAGUAUGAACACACACAUACACAUAAACAUACACACAUUAUACAUCAUGAAGUACCUACGAUGGCAGUCCACUGUUAAGGGCGGCUCUUGUUUCACUUUCUACGUCGUCUCAUGUGUCAUCUGUGUAACAUCGUCCGUUAGUUUUUCUCACCAAAGUUUAAUUGCACAAAGGUGUCAG